Molecule: messenger RNA, 857 nt
Organism: Theileria equi strain WA
Lineage: Eukaryota; Apicomplexa; Aconoidasida; Piroplasmida; Theileriidae
Product: signal peptide containing protein
Exons: 6
Coding region: 18-821 (267 amino acids)
Source: RefSeq, a predicted model, not a curated record
AUUCACAAUUUUCUGCAAUGAAAAAAUGUGUUUCUUCAUCUAUCAUCGCAUUAUUCACCCUGUUUAUAUCGACAGGAGAAUCACGCAACGUUGUUCCUCUUCGUCCCCCGAGUGGCGAUUAUCUGCUCAUCCAUGACUCCAGACGAUUUUGUGAGGGUUCGACGAUUUUGGAUGCGGAUGACGAGAUUAAGGUCGAGGACGCUCUGGACAAAUGUGAUUCGAUAGAACAGUGCUCCUUCUUUUGCCAGACGCGAGAUAAGGCAUAUAGCAGGGCUGCUGUGCUUGGAAAGCCACGCCGGGUCUCCAAGACUGGUAAUACAAUUCCUCGGUCCUCGGUCAGUUGGAUGUGCUCUGGCAAUGGCUGGAAUGGCCUAUUUGUGAAGAAGGGAUGGAUGACUGGAGUUAAAGGGGAUGAAAUACGCAAAAUCUCCAAGGACUAUGAAUUUGGAAUGAACAAGACUGCCGAGUGUCAAGGGCUGAUUGACGUCGUCAAAGGGUUUGGAGUUAAAGAGAGUGUAAUGAGAUGUAAAAGGCUCGAAGAAUGUUCAUUCUUUACAAUGUCAUUUGAAGUGAAAGACAACUCGGUGGCAUUUGAGACAGUAACAAAUUUUUGCAAAGGUGAACCAAGAAACAUUUUGGUAAAGGAUGGAAACUUGUUGGCACAGAAAAUUACUGGAGAACGUCAAGGUAUUGUGAAUGAAGCAAAGACUACACCAAUGAGACACAUUCGCCCAUCCUUUUACUUUGGUGGUCCAAUUACAAACGAUCACUAUUACGACGACAUGUCUGCUGGAUCUCUAGUUCCUGCUACAAAAUUGUAAAAUCUACAUUUUAGUAACGGCACAUGUGCCUGGAUU